Molecule: messenger RNA, 1410 nt
Organism: Anisakis simplex (herring worm)
Lineage: Eukaryota; Metazoa; Nematoda; Chromadorea; Rhabditida; Anisakidae
Source: the annotation of a GenBank genome assembly
AUGCAAAACCCUCGCGGAAGACCGAUACCGUUGGGAAGGAGACACAUGCGCGUUCGUUUCAACAUGCCACCCAGCAUUCAGUCAUCGUCCGUUACAUUCAGAUCUUCAAAAAGUCCCGCACGAGACGAUCUUCUGAAACGAUUAAUCGGUAUCAAUUCCUACUUGAUCAUCUUUACAAACAAACAAAUCUCAAGCGUAAUCUUAAAGCUGACUUUGAAUGGCACACACGACGCUGAAAUGCAUCUGAUCACGCCUCUAUUCAUUAGUAUUUGUCCUAAAGACAGUCCUGAUCGCACUUACAAUGAAAACUUUUUCGUUCUUGAGCUAAGAACUAAACGCAUUGAUCUUUGUCCAUAUCUUCCAGACUUCUGGUCUGGUUUAGAAAUGCGGCGAUCUUACGCUGUUGAAUGUCUUAUCAGCAAACGAUCACGUCAACUUUCGACAUGUCCACAUCCACCAACUAAUGAAACUAUGAUACUAGACGACUCACUAUCGAACGCUCGUUUUAAGCACGAAACAACAAUUCUAAAUGGAAUUCGUUACGCUGUCGAUCGAGUUUCCUCAAAUUCCUAUGAUUCGCCUUCGUCGAUAAAAGCGAUCGAAAAAGAUGUCGAAGAACGUUAUUCAAAACUUGCACUCAAAAAUGAACACUUAUCAGAAAUAUUGUGCACAUUGCAACGUUUAUCAUCGUGCGAUAUCGAUAAGAGGGACGCCAACAAAAUGAAUACCUAUACGAAUGAUAAUGAUCGAAAAAGAAUGAUAAAAAGUAGAGAUCGAUUAGUGGUCAAGGAAGGGUCGAGUUCAAGCUCUGACGAUGACAGCUUAUCCGAGGGUUCAGAGGCAUCAAGCAGUCAAGAAGGUCCGCAGCCAACAAAACCGAAAACUGAGAUAAAGCAGGGAGAUACAGUCGAAUUUCCGGAUGAGAGGAAGCAAGAGAGAGAGCGGAGAGCUGCGAAAAUGAAAGCAAGGAAAAAACGCUUAACGAAACGUGAACAAACAGUAAAAGUGAUGGCGAAACGGGAUCUGGAUCGUAUGUGUAUGGUGAAGCCGGAUAUUGUGAACGAUCGAGAAAAGGAGCGUGCUCUUGUUCACACAGCAACGAGGGGCGUUGUACAGUUAUUCAAUGCAAUAGCCGAGCGUCAAAGAGAACUCGAUAAGAAGAUAGCAGGGAAAAGCCUUCGUAACGGUGCUAAAAGAAUUGCGACUGAGGAACUCAGAGGCGAUAGUUUCAAAAGGAAACUUGAGCAAGGACAAUCGAAUGUCAAGGAUGAAGGUGAAGAAUAUGAAUCGAAAAAUGAUAUUUGGUUAUCAGAUGAUGAUGGGAAAAAGCAGUACUCAUAUGACAGUGAUUACAACGAGUUAAUGGACACGUCCGAAAUUAAAACUGAACCAGAAAGUGAUGCUGACUGA